CUAGAAUACUACCGGCUUAUAGAAGAGGUGCACCCGUUCUUCUCUUUCCCCCACGACAGAAGGGAACUUAGGCAGAAGCCGGGAUGGAGGCCGCAGCUGGGGCGCUCGUGUCGUGGUGUAUGGGGCAACUGCGUGGCGGCUUCGGGGUGGAUGUCGGCGAGGAGCUUGUCCAGUAUAUCUUGUCUAUUGAGGAUGAGGAGGAGAUUCAAGAGUAUGUUACUGACCUCAUCCAGGGAACAGAUGGCAAGAAGAAGCACUUUGUAGAUGAGUUGGUAGCCAGAUGGCGGAAGUCCUGCCAGCCUUUUGAUCCUUUGCCCCUAUAUCAGAAAAAAGAUGACAUUUUAGAGGCUCCUCGACCAGGAGACCAACUCAAGAGGGGAAGACGCAAAGGGAGAAACAAACAGGAAGCACCUGUUCAUGUUGAAGCUGAACAGCCUGCAGAGGAAGUAAAAACGCCCCUAGAUUUAGCCAAGGCCCAGGAGAUAAACAGUGGCAGCUCCUCCUUGAAGAAGAAGGCAAAAUACGUCAACUUGUACACAAAGGAAGGUCAGGACAAACUGGCAGUCAUGCUUCCGGGGCGCCAUCCCUGCGACUGCCUGGCUCAGAAGCACAAGCUCAUCAACAACUGUCUGACAUGUGGGCGCAUCGUCUGUGAGCAAGAGGGCUCUGGGCCUUGUUUAUUCUGUGGGACACUGGUGUGCACCAAAGAGGAGCAGGAUGUUCUCCAGCGAGAUUCCAACAAGAGCCAGAAGCUGUUGAAGAAGCUCCUGGCAGGUACUGAGAAUUCUGGGAAAGUGGAUCUAAGUGUCAAGGACCUACUCCCUCAUCAGGAGGCUCGGCUGAAGGCAGGUCUGGAGGUGGCUGUGAAACACAAGGACAAACUGUUGGAGUAUGACAAAACAAGUGUGCGCCGAACUCAAGUGAUUGACGACGAGUUGGACUACUUUGCUACCGACUCCAAUCAGUGGCUCUCGAAGCAAGAGAGGGAGGCCCUGGAGAAGAGAGAGAAGGAGUUACGGGAGCUGCGGCACGCCUCUCAGCUCUCCAGGAAGAUCACCAUCGACUUUGCUGGGCGGCAGAUUAUGGAGGAGCAGAGUGGCAUGGCAGAAUAUCACAGCAAAUUGGAUGAAACAAUUGAAGCUAUCAGUAGCGGCCCCUUGACCAAGCCAAAGCAGAGCCCACAAGGGAAAUAUGAAGAACCUGGAGUCCUGGUGAAUCCAAAUCUCCUCCAGCCAGCUCCUGUGUGGGUAGACCAGAGUGGGUUGCUACCACAUAAGAAAAUUGUCCCGUCUGCGGAGACUGGGAGCGAGGCACAUUUGGAAAGAAGUCGUUUACGAAUUCAGGACCGGGAGAUACAGGAGAUCUCAGAUGAUGGCUGGUGCCUUAGCAUGCAUCAACCUUGGGCAUCAUUGCUGGUCAAAGGGAUCAAAAGGGUAGAAGGCAGGACUUGGUACACAUCGCACAGGGGUCGAUUGUGGAUAGCAGCUACAGCCAAAAGGCCAUCCCCUCAGGAAAUCUGUGAGCAGGAGGCCACCUACAAAAUACUGCUUGGGAAAGAUUUGGAAUUCCCCAAAGAUUAUCCCUCUGGCUGCCUCCUUGGCUGUGUGGACUUGAUUGACUGCUUGUCGCAAGAGCAAUUUAAGGAACAGUAUCCGCAGCUGAGCCAGGAGUCGGUUUCUCCGUUUGUCUUCAUCUGUUCUAAUGCCCAGGAGAUGGUUUUGAAGUUUCCCAUAAAAGGCAAACACAAAAUCUGGAAGCUGGAUUCAAAGAUUCAUCAGGGAGCCAAGAAGGGAUUAAUGAGGCAGAAAGCAGCGGCGUGAGCUGCAGAGCCAGGCACCCACCCCCCACUCCCAGGCAGCAGAAGAAUGGAUUUGCACCCGGCCAUUGAGACUGCUGGAGCAGAGGCCCCCAGAGAUCUUAAGAGGGCAUUCUGAAGGCGCCGGCCCCGACAAAGGCAGAUCAACAAGCAAAGGGGAGAUUGCUAGUAGCUUGCAUAAAUAUAAACAAUCAGAAAGCGUUGUCUGUGGCCAAAGGGGCAGCGUAGGAAGCCCUGGAGGGGGGGUGGAACGAUGUGUUAGUCAUUUCUCUUCCCCCUUUGGCUGGCUUCAAGCCACCCCAGAGGUGCUUUUGGAAGAGGCCUGUGCCAGAGGGUUCACAUCAUCACCCUGUGUAGUAAAGCUAAGCAUUGUUUGGCCUUCUUUUCUGCUUGGAGUUGUUUCUCGCUGGGUAUGGGUCAGUUUGCAGCAGGAGCGUUGGUCUGUCAGAGCAUCCGGCUAACUGGCUUAGAGAAAGAUGUGCUACGUAAGUGCCUGAAGCAUUGGCUUGGCAUCAACGCCUGCUGCAGUUGCCUCGCACGCUGGGCCAAAGGACUCAACCUGCAUCUCCCCCUUUUAUUAGUUCCAAGCCCAAGGCAAGAGGUCGGGGAUGGCCAGCUCCUUGCUGUCUUGAGUUCUUGGACCAAUGUGCCAUCUUAAAUAACCAUUCUCGUUUUGCUAGAUGAACACACACACACCACCGCUGCUAGACAAGGAGAUGGGGCUGAGCAACUGGUCCCUUUUCAUCCGGGUGCAUGAUUUUAUUCCUAUGUGCUGCUGCCUGAAUCAAACUGAUUCCUUUCCCCUCUCCCUACUCCACUUUCUUUAAUUGUUCAAAUCUAAGGAAGUGCAGUUCUUUCAAACUCAUUUCCUCUGUAUUAUGAAUUGUUCUAUAAAUUUUUCCUGACCCCCA
Molecule: messenger RNA, 2727 nt
Organism: Rhineura floridana
Lineage: Eukaryota; Metazoa; Chordata; Lepidosauria; Squamata; Rhineuridae
Gene: TRIP4
Product: thyroid hormone receptor interactor 4
Exons: 13
Coding region: 84-1820 (578 amino acids)
Biological process (GO): positive regulation of DNA-templated transcription
Cellular component (GO): nucleus
Molecular function (GO): transcription coactivator activity; zinc ion binding
Source: RefSeq, a predicted model, not a curated record